CGCCGAUCGACUUCACAAACAUACCCUUUGCCUAUGAACCGUUUCGCUCCUCAGCUUGCCUGCCGCUCUCUAGCGCGUCGGAGAAAUCUUGAAUUCACACGUAUCAAGAGCAACAUCCUUGCCGCCCGUCCCCCAUGCAUCUUCCUCCACCGUGCUUCUCUCUCCACGUCGCAUCCUCCGCCCGAACCCAAACCGAGCUCCCCACUGAGCGUCAAGGAGAACAUAUACACUAUCCCCAAUCUCCUCACCGCGUCGCGUCUCGUCGCAUGUCCCAUCCUCGGCUGGGCCGUCGUCCGCGGGCACUUCCCGCUCGCGACGUCCAUCCUCGUCUACGCCGGCCUGACCGACCUCGCUGACGGGUAUCUCGCGCGCCGCUUCAAAAGCCAGACGGUCCUCGGCACCAUUCUCGAUCCCGCGGCGGACAAGGCGCUGGUCACGACGUUGGCGGUGACGCUGACUGUCAAGGGCAUGUUACCGCUUCCGCUCGCGGUCAUCAUCUUAGGUCGGGAUGUUUUGCUCAGCUUGUCUGCGUUUUGGAUCCGGUAUACAUCCCUGCCUCCUCCCAGGACGUUUGCGCGGUAUUGGGACUUUUCACUACCGUCUGUCGAGGUUCGCCCCACAUACAUCAGUAAAGUCAACACAGCUUUGCAGCUGCUGCUCAUGGGUGUGACCACAGUCAGCCCCUUGGUACCGAUGGACAUCAGCGUGCCGCUUCAGGGACUCCAGUCUACUGAUUGUGGCCACCACCACAAUUUGGAGCGGGCUCUCCUACGUCUUUUCGAAAAACGCGUUCCGUCUCAUCGCACGAAAACCGUAAUCUCCAACAGAAAAUUAUCGCUAGUACAAUAACCCAAAUAAUAUGUAACACAUAUGGUACAGUAU
Molecule: messenger RNA, 882 nt
Organism: Mycena citricolor
Lineage: Eukaryota; Fungi; Basidiomycota; Agaricomycetes; Agaricales; Mycenaceae
Source: the annotation of a GenBank genome assembly